GGCUGUUGUUCUUACUGUUCCUAAUUCAGAACUUAACAGUCUACACAUGUAGACGCGUUUUCUUGCGGGCUCUCAUUCAGUAUUCUCUUCUAACUCGCUCAAAAAGAAAAAACUUCGGGAGAAAGCUCUGAAAGUACAGGGCAGAAGCAGAACCUGAUUCUUUAUUACCUCCAUUAUAAUAUUAUUCCCCUCCACAAACGUCAUUGUUGAAUAUAAAGGCUUCAUAUUCCCAAUACCCAUAAUUCUCUAUGGCUUCUUCUUCUUUAUCUAAUCGGUCGGAUUGACCACAGGCAAGGGUUUUUCUUUGGGGUUUUGUGUGGUGCCAUCAAAUCCAAAUGAUGUUCCUGUUUUUGUUGCUUGUUUUUGUUAUUGGGUUUGGAGUUGGGGCGCUGACGAUUGUGGGCGCGGAAGCGGUGGGAGUGUAUUUCAUCAUCGAAUGGUUGAAUCAGAAGACCAAACAAAAUGAAGCCCAGAUAGCAUCACGAUCGCAAGAGUCUUCCCAGGACCUUGAUCCCAGUCAAUCUCUCGAUUUCGCUUACAACAAGCAGGGGGUAGUAUGGUUGUUAGAAUCAGAAAAGAUUCCAAAAAAUUGGCUGGACAAAGGACCAAAGGAGCAAAAGAGAAAGAAUGAUUUCUUGGAGGUUUCCCCAGUCAAAAAGCAUGCAAAAAUCAAGGACCAAAAGCUUAUUCUGGCCGAAUCAGAUGGUUCCAACACAGUUAUUGAGCUUAAGGGCUGCAUGAUUGAAGCUGUUUCAGCAACAAGCGUAUCUUCACGAAAAUGGGCCAAAAGGUUUCCUUUAAAACUGGAAAGCAAGACUUCGAUAAUUAACAAUGGAAGUAAAAUUCUUUACAUUUAUCUUGAGACUUCCUGUGAGAAAGAAUCAUGGUGUAAGGCUCUCCGUCUAGCAUCAUGUGAUAAGAAAGAAAGAGUUGACUGGUUUGCCAAGCUGCAUGAAGGGUUCCACAAUUACCUGACAACCUUAAAUCCGGGAUAUCCUUCAUUUACGAAACCCUCGAUGGGGUUCUGUGCUGAGCCAGCAGAUCAGACAAGUAGGUCUGAUGGAACUUCCUCAAAGGUUCGCUUACUUUGGAAGAAAAUUGCAAAGAAGACUUCUAGGGUUGGUUUAGAAAAUAGGUCAAGUUGGGCUCAAUUAUCAGGCCUGGCAGAGAGAAAGUCAAAUGAGAAAACUCGUAUAUUUCAAGAGUCAGAAUCAGCCUCUGCCUCAAUGAAGAGAUCUAAGAGUGAAGAAAAUUUGGUUCAACAAUCGGCAUCAACAUUUUCUCAUUCUGGAAGCCAGAGUCAUACUUCCGUCAUCUCAGAUGUAGAUUCCAAUGAUAGGCUUGGCAAUGAUGAGGGCACACUCUGUUGGAACUUGUUAAUUUCUCGUCUCUUUUUUGAUGUGAAAAACAAUGCCGAGAUUAAAAGAUCUAUACAAGCACGGGUUCAGAGAACACUGUCCAGUACGAGAACCCCUAGCUACAUAGGUGAACUCAUCUGUACUGACAUUGAUCCUGGGAGUCUCCCACCUUACAUUCAUGGUGCGAGGAUUCUUCCAAUGGACAUGAAUGAGGUAUGGGCAUUCGAAGUUGACAUUGAAUAUUCUGGUGGUGUGGUUUUAGACAUUGAAACAAGACUGGAAGUUCGUGAACUAGAUUUCCAGAAGGGCAUAGUGGAUUCAGUUCCAGGAUCAAGCUCUGUUGGAGAAAUCCCAUCAGAUCUUCUUGAGGAUUUUGAGUAUUUUGGAAGGCAGUUAAAUCCUACUGGAGGUAUAACCGAUGCACCAGAGAGUAAGGAGAAAGAUGGUUUAGAAAGCUGCAAGAACACUACAUCAGCAUCAACUUAUGGUUCCAGGUGGAAGUCCAUCCUUAAUUCCAUUGUCAAACAGGUUUCACAGGUGCCUCUGUCUUUGACCAUAAGGGUAGCAUCCCUUCGAGGAACACUGCAGUUACAUAUAAAGCCACCUCCUUCUGAUCAGCUAUGGUUUGCUUUCACAUCCAUGCCUGAUAUAGGUUUUAACUUGGAGUCUACUGUAGGGGAACACAAGAUAACUAGUGGACAUGUUGCUUCUUUUCUGAUCAGUCGGCUUAAGGCAUCUAUCCUGGAUACUCUGGUGCUUCCAAACAGUGAAAGUGUCUGUAUUCCCUGGAUGAUAGCAGACAAGGAUGACUGGGUUCCCAAGAAGGUUGCUCCGUUCAUAUGGCUUCGUCAAGAAGCAAUUAAUGAGCCAACUGCUGGGCGUGAAGCAACGACCUCCCAACCUACUGAAGCAAAACCCAAGACGGAAUCUACUAGUGGCACCUCCAGUUAUCCAGAACGCAACCCAAUUAAUGAAUCUACUGAUGUAGCAGCAGCAGAUUCAACAAGUUAUACUAAUUUAUCAGGGCAUGGCAGCAGAAAUUUGCAAGAAUUGACUACCCCUUUGUUAGGAAAUAAUGAACCAAAAGAAACUCCCAAACAAGUUGAGGAAGCUCCAGAGUAUCAGUCACUGUCUGGGUCUGUAGAUUUGUUCGGGAAACAGGACAGUACCACAGAAGAAGAUGCUUCGAGGCUGAAGAGAAUGGGGAGAAGAGCCAGGAUUCUUGAUUUAGGGAAGAAAAUGGGUGAGAAAUUCGAAGAAAAGAGGCGUAACAUUGAAGAAAAGAGCCGAAACAUCGUUGAGAAGAUGCGUGGACCGUGAAAUAACAUUGUUGAAUGAGAAGAUUUAGUGCAAAAUGAGAGCAUUUUGGUACAAAAGAAGAGACU
Juglans microcarpa x Juglans regia is the source of this 2743-nucleotide messenger RNA. Its product is annotated as testis-expressed protein 2-like. Gene Ontology annotation, molecular function: lipid binding. The transcript is spliced from 9 exons. Lineage: Eukaryota; Viridiplantae; Streptophyta; Magnoliopsida; Fagales; Juglandaceae. The record is from RefSeq and is a predicted model, not a curated record. The coding region runs from base 336 to 2678 and encodes 780 amino acids. Gene Ontology annotation, cellular component: endoplasmic reticulum.